AGAGAGAAGGGUAAGAUGAAUAACAGCAAUAUUGUCCUUUCUCUCGAACUUCUUGUCAACAAAUGCUGGUUUCACUCUGAUGGACUAUUGCGCUGGAUGGCUGCCAUACAGAAUGUGUUUGCCACUCGGCUUCUGGCCGAGCUUCUUGGCCAUGAGGUUGACAGUGGCCUCUUAAAAGAAGAACGACCCAGCAACAACCCACAGACACUGCAUGUGAAAUGUGCCAUAGUUCUGGGCAAGGAAAUUGCCAACUUCUCACAGAAAACUUUGGAUGAAGAUAUCCCACCUCGUUUAUGGAAAGAAAUUUCAGCGUACAUGUGUCCUUGGACUUUAAUUAAGCUUGGUGAAGAAUUCCUAUUAAAGAAAGGUGUCAAUGUUGAUGAAUGCUGGCAAGCUCAUUACAAUAGGCGUUGGCCUUGGAAAUACAGUCGCAGUGCUUUAGAUCUCUUGGAUCGACACAACCUUACUCACAAGCAACUCUACAUUGAUCGGCACUUUAUGAAAUUUCUCGAGGAGUAUUGUCGUAUGAAACAUUUAUGUCUUGAAAGAGUUUUGAGUCACGACUUCAUGUGGUGUUCUGUAUAUGAAUAUGACCCUAAAGUCACCUGUUACCUUCCAAAACAUGUCCAGGCGAGCAUGAAGACUGACACAAUGGCAACACGAGUGUUAGCUCUUGCACCAUACGUCACCUCCUUGACCUUGAACUCAACCCUGUCUGUAUUUUUAGAAUGCCAUUUAGAAUUGGUUCAUCUGUUGUUAAAUUCAGUUGUCUUGUUACGUGUUCAGUGCCAUCCUGCCAUUACGGAGUCAAACUGUUGUUGGAAUAUCAUAGAAACUUUUCUAAAACAUGGCAAACUUCAGGAAUUUUCCUUAACUUUUUCAAAACGUAAUGAUGGCUUUGUAGGAUUCUUUGAACGUUUAAUGAAAAUUUGUGCUGGCAUUCAUGAUUCUGAAUCGGACACCGUUCUGGAUUCUAGCUUUGACUGUGAUAUAUCUGAUUGUUCCAAGGAUGCGUUUGAUGAACAUUCUGAAAAGAUUGUAAACUCUCUCAAGUGUAAAAGUGUUUAUAAUUUUGAUUCUUCUAUAGCCAAAAAACUGAAACUUCACUCAGAAAAUAUAUAUUUUUAUAACAAUAACAAUGAUAAAAAUAAUAAUAAUGACUCUGGUGAUAAUCUUAAUAAUUGUCAAAGAGUAUUUAAUAAUUCAAAUUCUUUGUUUGAUAGUAUUGGUGCUGUUGAUAAGAAUGGUCACUCUGUGAAUUGUGAAGAUAGUAUUUCUGAUGUUGGUAAGAUGCAGAAAGUUUUAGACCAGAAGCUGCGACGUGAAAAAGAGUUAAAUACCCCAGCGGUGCGUAAUCUUGGUUGCUGUCAGAAGUUCAGAGACAAAGAAGGAAAGAACAAAGAUUCUCUCUUAACAUCUUCUGAAGAAAACUCACUGCUUACUUCGAUGCUUUGGCAUCAAAAUCUUAGUUCACAAAACUCCUCUUCCAGUGAAUCUCAUUGUCAUUCAAAUAUUGAUGCGAGCCCCAAGUCUCGUAAAUGCUUGAAGAGUACAUUCAGUCGGUUUGAUUCCAAAAAUCAUGUUAUCACCACUCAUUCGAAAAACAUGAACUGUCUGAAUAUGUCUUCAAAUCCAUUUAUGAUGAAUUGCUGCAAUUUUAAAGAACAUUCGAUUUCCACAGAUAAGCUUUGCAAGCUUUGCUCCUAUAGAAUGAACAACUGUUUUCAAUCCAUGACUUCUUGCCCACAUUCCAUAAAGUUUGAAACAAAACGGAAGACAUCUUAUUCAGUAUUAACUGCACUUCUCUCAAAUUCUUAUGAUGAACUUGCAGAAGUGAAAAAGCUUCGACCUGCAGAUAGAUAUCGUUACUGUAAACCAUUAGGAAAAGAAUUUGGUUUCUGCUCUUCGACUGGGAAAGAUUCUAUAUCGCCAUUUAGCAAUUCAUGGGAUGAUAAUCUGUCAGGUUCAAGGUCUCUGUGUGAGGAGGAGAACAUUUCUGUUGUGAAGUGUUACCAAAAUGCUGAUGAUCUGUCUCAAAGUGACAAAGCCUCUAAAACAUCUGAUAUAGGUUCCAGUACUGAAAGUGAAGUGCCUAAUACAGAGAGUUCAGCUUCUAUGAGCUCAAGUAACAUUUCAACAGAGACUGAUACAUCUUCUGAUCAAAAUGGCUUUGACUCUUUUAUAGGUAAAAUAAAAGAUGAAAAUGGAAUAUCGAACAAAUCCUGUUUUAAGUCUCCUCCCACUCCCAAAGAAAAGAAAAGAAUGUGCCCUAGUGAAGACGUAAAAUCACGGACAAAUUCAGCUGUUGAUAGUUUCUCUCCUUUGACACCACAACAGCUGGAAUCCCGCCGAAUGUCUUUUGAUAUCUAUGCUGAUUUGGAUGAGGGCAUUUCAGAGGAAGAAACACCAAAUUCCAAAACGGACUCUUCGUUGUCAGAUUCACAGUGGUUGUCUCCUGCAAAUUGUCAGCAUUCUUCUCCAGUAUCAACUCCAGGUAGCACCAAAUCUGACAAUUCGUUGUGGGACCUUUGCUUAGGUUUGUCUAAAAAGACGCAUUCUCUGUCAUCAAAGGGUUUGAAAUCACUGAGGCUUAUUGGUGAACCUAAUCCCCAUAUAGGUGAUAUUUUGAGGGAUGUUCUACCAAUGUGGCCAUCUCUACAAAAGCUUUAUUUGAAUGUAUCUGGACUGAACAAUCCAGAACUUCUUGAUAUCAUCAGUGAUCUCGUGAACAAAAAGCAAUUGAAAGAUCUCAGUAUUAUUGGCUGUGAAACAGAAGAUGGCGUGUUCCGUAGACUUCUGAAUUGUCUACUCAAGAGUUACAGAGAUGACGGUAAGAAAGAAGGGUUGAAUUUACUCAAUAUUCAAAGUUUGGCUGAUCCAAGCAUCACCUGUUCUGCUAUUUUACCUCAAGCUGAACCCCUGUAUGGUGUGAAGACCUUGAUUCUCCGUGAUAAUACUUUUGAUGUGUUUGGUGUGACAGGCUUGCUAAGGAUUAUUACAUAUGACAAUGCACUUGUUAAACUAAACCUCAAAUGUUGCUUCCUACAUGCCUGGAUGGGUCAGUUACUGGCUGCUAUAGCAUCUAAGGGUCAAAUGGAGGAAUUGUAUCUGGGUAGUAACCAAAUUGAAGGCACCCAUCCUGAGCUGGAACUGAUCAAUGUUAUUGACAGUUGUAAAAAUCUGAGGAAGUUAGACUUACGUUCCUGCAGCCUGAGGAGUCAAGUUGUUCUGAGUGAUAGUUUCAUCUCUGCGCUCAGGAACCACAAAAGCUUGGAGUUCCUCUGUCUGAAAGCUAACCGCUUAGGUGUCACUGUCCUGAGCCUUAUUGACAAACUUCAUGACAGAAAGGAAUCUUUUAGCCUGAAGGUCCUUAACAUAAGUGGGAACCCAUUCAACGUUGAAAGAUAUGGUGUGGAUACAAUUCUGAAGACUUACAGAUGCCAGCCUCGAGUUCCUUGGCUGCGAGAACUAAAGAUGAAAUCCUGCUUCCAGAUCAGCAACCGUGAGAAGGAAAAAGAUAUUCACAACUAUAUUGGCAAAUGGAUUUCUGGGUAUGCGAAACACGUCGGCUUUAACAUUGAAGUCUCUUCUUGUGGGUUGCGAUUCGUUGAGUACGCCGAUGCUAACACUGUAGUUUAUAUGUGAAUUGGCCCUUUGUCUCAUUCUUCAGCUUUUAUGCAAAAUACACUUAUCUCGUAAUAAGGGAAUUGAUGCAAUUCUGGUUCUAAAAGAUUAAGUGCCUUUUGCAAUCUCUGAGUAAUCCUUUGUUCCUUCCCUCCCACCAAGUCUCUCCAUUUUAGUAAAAUACAAUUUGUUCCCUCACCUCUACCCUAUCUCCCCAUCCCCCACUGAAACCCCUUUUUUUUUUCUCUUCCUCAAAAGUAAAAUCUUCCCAUAAAUAUAUUUUUUAUUGCACCAUUCUAUAAAAUAACUAUAAAUUUUGAUACAACUUCCAUUGCUCUCUUAGACUAUUUUCUUCUCUUUCACUUUCUUAUCAUGGUUUAUAAUUAACUUCUAUAUCUUUUAAAUAAUAAACAAUAUUGUUCAUAAUGGUAAAAUCCCAAUAAUAAUAAUUAUAAUGAUGAUGAUAACGAUGGCAAUGAUGAUAAUGUUUCCCUGACUUUAUUAUUAUUUCUUAAAUCUAAAGAACAUAUUCUGGGGUUUCACUGACUGCUGCCCUUGUAACUUCACCAAUAAGCACAGUAGUUCUUCUCCACAUGUAUAACUUUGCUAUUAUUAUAUAUAUAUAUAUAUAUAUAUAUCACCGAUAGGUCUAUAGUCCUCUGCACUUGCACACACAUAUACAUACCACACACACACACUUACACAUGCACGCAUACUUAUCAAUACUCAGCAGUACUCUCCUUAACAAUAACCCGCUCUGUUUUUCAUAUAAUCAAUAUCUAAAAACUUGUUAUUUCAGUUAAAUUGCAAUAUGUUGAUUCUGUUCUUAGUUAUCCCCUACCACUACUAUUACUACUAAUACCACUGGAAAAAAAAA
Octopus sinensis (East Asian common octopus) is the source of this 4501-nucleotide messenger RNA. RefSeq lists its product as uncharacterized. Lineage: Eukaryota; Metazoa; Mollusca; Cephalopoda; Octopoda; Octopodidae. The transcript is spliced from 13 exons. The coding region runs from base 16 to 3645 and encodes 1209 amino acids. The record is from RefSeq and is a predicted model, not a curated record.